AUGCCGGGAGAUGCGGCCCACCUCCACACCACCUUCGGGGACUUGACAAAAGCCUUCAAUACGUUGAGUCGCGGGAGACUGUGGAAAAUCAUGCAGCGAUUCGGCUGUCUCGAACAAUUCACACGCAUGGUAGGUCAGCUCCACGAUAGGAUGAUGACACGCGUCACGGACAAGGGCGCAACCCCCGAGGCAUCCGCAGCGACCAAUGGAGUGAAGCAGGACUGCGUCCUCGCGCCUACCCUCUUCAGUCUCCCAUUCUCUGCCGUGCUGGUGGACGCCUACCAUGAUGAGCGUCCCGGGAUACGCAUUGCCUACAGAACUGACGGGCACCUUCUCAACAGCAGGCUCAUGCAGGACGCCGCUGUCGACGACCACGGUCCACGACCUGCUCUUCGCGACGGCUGCCUGCUCAACACCACAACCGAAGUGGAUAUUCAACAGAGCGUGGACCUCCUCGCCGCAGGGUGCGCCAACUUCGGCCUGACUAUCUGGUUAUGCGCCAACCGUCACCCAACAUGCAACACUGCACUCCUCCUCGAAUCGCUGUCCACGGCCACCAACUCAAAGCCGCUGACAGUAUUGCUUAUCUCUGAGGCACGUUUUGCAACAGUACCAGGAUCGAUGAUGGGGAUGAGCACCGGAUAUUUAAGGCCAAACGAGCCUUCGGCCAAUUGCAGAACUCUGUGUGGAAUGGUCAAGGCCUCCAACUGGACAUUGAAUCGAAGUACAAGGCCGUCGUCCUGACGACACUUCUCUGCGGACCGUCAACUCCAACCAGGCCAAGAAACUCAACCAUUUCCAUCCCAGUUGCCUUCGCAGAAUAAUAAAACUAAGAUGGCUAAACAGGAUCCCGGACACGGAAGUCCUAGAACGGACCGACAUCCUUAGCAGUCACGCCAUGUUGAGGCAAGUGCAGCUACGUUGAAGUGGCCAUCUCGUGAGGAUGGAAGACACAAAACUACCGAAACACCUCUUUUAUGUCGGUGUCGCCAUCGGUGCUCACCAACCGGGAGGACUAAAACGACACUACAAGGACAUGUCGAAGGUGGUGUGGUUGACAAGACAAAAAUUCCCAAUCAAAAGUCAGGGAAGAUGGGUUGAGUUGGACAACCUUUACUGCUUUGGAAGUGCGUACACAAAGGCACUGUGGGCAGUCGCCGCGAGCGCGCUCUCCAGGCAAGUUGUUGCUUUGUGUCCGCCUCCGAGGUGCUGUGACCCAGCGCGUGUGUGUGCCUUUCGUUAUCUCCGCGUCCGCCAGCCAAUCAGAGAGGGGACAGCGUUGAUUGGCCUCGAGCACUUGCGAGGCUAGUUACAAGCUUCGUGCGUCCCAGCAGCGUAUGGACAAGGAGUUUGGGGCAGACAAGAAGGCAGCGUGGCAAAGGCAGAGGGCAAACCGAAGCGAACUGCCACAGACACUGAAGAAUUCUCUGGGAGGACCUCGUCCACAACAGACCGGUGCUGCCAUCUACGAAGCAAAUCGGGUCGCAACCGCCAAAGCUAAACGGGAGGCUUGCAAACCAUAAGUGCAUCGCCUACUCAGUGCCAACCAUGCGCCGCUUUCAACAUGGCCGGGCUGCAAACAUGCAUUCCGCGCACGAAUCUGUCUCGUUGGACCCAAGGCGCCAUCAAUCAGCCAACGUCUGCCUCUUCUCCCACUCUCUCCCCUGCCGCAAACCCCGUGCCGACCGCCAACCUCGUCACCGCCCCACCACCACCAUUCGUCCUGACCCGACCGCAGCGGCCAGCAUCCCUACUACCACCACGUUGCUACGCUCUCCCCCACAGAUAGGACGAAGUUCGACGUCCCAUCAACUUCAAACAAAACCAAAAUCCCCAUUUUCAGCAAAGAAGAUUCGGUUCACACCGGUCCUCGUUGCAAUCGCACGUUCACCUCACACACCACCCUGGUCGGUUACUUGCGAAUCCAUCGCACGGAGACUGGAGAACCAGUGUCUGUAGUGCCAACUGCGCUCACUGUAUCCGCACAUGCGAACACAUGCGCAUUCACGAAAAACCUGCCGUAGACAACCGCCGGCUAUACCGCACCAUCACACUUUCCCCCCACCAGCGCCCGCAACUCCCAACACCAUCACCCAUGACAAGCACCCAACUGCUAUCUCCCACGCAAGUGGGAGCUGUGCUGCUCGGCUCCCUCUCCUUGCAACUCCUCUGCUGCGUGCGUGAUCCGAGUCUGAGACUAUCACGGUACGCUUAAAAGGCUGCUGACUGACGCCCAGCUCAGUCCACGCAGUCUACUCAGUCUGGUGUGGCAGUAUGGAGUGGCGGACUGGUGGGUUGAGGGCCAAACCGUCACGGCUCCGUCUUAACUGGUCUGUGACACUCUCACGCAUGUGAAAAGUGCGUGUGUGUGUGCUUUAUGUGUAGUGCAUCUCACUCAACGACUGCUUGGUUUCCCAACCUUGAAGGGUGAAGACCCGGACAAAUCCAGGGCCACGUGUCACCCGUCUGCGCCUGAAGGACUUUAAGCGUCCAUUAUGCCAGCAUAAGCAAACCAUGGCCCUCACAGCCUGGUAUUCCCUGGCGGUGCCCUGACACCUGGUUUCCUGUCUGUAGAUGAGCAUGGCUGCCCAGUCAUCCCUCUCCUUUUGACCCGUUGGGGUGUUGUUGUGCAGACCAGGGAGUGUGGAGUGGAGCGCCAAGGUGCGGCCUCGACCGUGCCAGCCGCCUACGCCCUCGCCCGCCUCCGAUCUUCUUGACUCUAUCUGGACACCGGGCCCAGGUGGAGGAGGCGAAGGAGGAUAGAGUGCGGUAGAUGCUGCGCAUGUCUACACUCAUUAUAAACUAAUUCACGCGCGGGUCACCGUGCCUGCUUGAUUUUGCUGUGGACCACACGGUGGACAUCGUCAGUCACGACCUACGCCCCAGCUCAGUCCACGCAGUCUACUCAGUCUUGUGUGUCAGUAUGGGGUGGCGGACUGGUGGGCUGAGGGCCAAGCCGUCACGGCUCCGUCUUAAGUGGUCUGUGACACUUCCGUGCAUGUGAAAAGUGUGUGUGUGUUUUAUGGGUAGUGCCUCUCAGUCGACGACUGUUUGGUUUCCUAAUAUUGAAGACCCAGACAAAUGCAGGGCCACAUGCCACUCUUCUAGGUCAAAAGGUUUGAAAGCAUGCUCUAUGCUAGUAUCAGCAAACGAUGGCCAUCGCAGCCUGGUAUGCGCUGGUGGUUUCUCUGACACCUGGUUCCCUGUCGGUAGAUGCGCUUGCGCUCCCGCUGGGCAUGAAUGUCGUGAGCAUGGCUGCCCAGUCAUCCUCUUCCUUCUGACCCGUCGUGUUUUUAUUGGUUAAAAUCCUGGUCAUUUGCUGUGUGGACCAGGGGGCGCGGAGUGGAGCGUCAAGGUGCGGACUCGACUGUGCCAUCCAACUAGGCCCUCCGCCGCCUCCGGUCUUCCUGACUCUAUCUUGACACCGCGCUCAGGUGGAGGAGGAGGAGGAGGAAAAGGAGGAUCGAGUGCGAUAGAUGCUGCGCAUGUCUACACUCAUUAUGAACUAAUUCACGCGCGGGUCACCGUGCCUGCCUCACUUUGCUAUGGACCACACGGUGGACAUCGUCAGUCACGACGGUCGAACUGUCACGUGUGGCGCUGAUGACCAUGACGGCGGGGUGCCGCAAAAUCAUCAGUUUUCGUUCUCUUUAGGUCUACAGUGUCUUCCAGUAUCUUGCCUGGCACAAAUAUUUGGCAUCAUUGACCUCCUGGCAGACCGCUGGCUAUCUUCUAUCACACAGGAGCAUUCUCUUUUCUGGUAUCUUUCGCCAGCAUGUGGUCAUUUCUGGAGCUCCUCAACAACUCUUCUGGCCCUUCCUGACCCCAGUUCAUUGUCGGCACGAUGCGGUACAUUACAUCCACAUCAACACACCUCCACUUCUGUUUAUCGGCCCAGUCGUCUCGUUACGGUCGAGGCCCAGUUCGAGAACAUGUUGAACAUUCAAGAAUCGCGUCUGCGAGGGUCCUCAGGAGCCGUCAGAGGUGACGGGCGUCCCUGCGGCAAUUACGGGUUUUUGAACCAUGCCGCCCAGUCCAGAUUAGUGCUUUUGUCCUUAUCUACAGGGCUUUGUUAUUGCAUCAUUCGAAAAAACCAACUAUUGCAGGGAUAACCUGUUUCGGGCACUCGAAUAAAUCUCACCACAACCGGUUGAUAUUCUGAGGACAUUUCAAAGGUUUCUGAACAGAGGACAACACGGGCUUCCCCUUCAACACGCACAAAUUGAUAGAUUUUUGGUUACCAGUAGCAGGCGAAAACGACUAGGAAAUCCCUGAACUAAAGUUUAAGCAGGGUAAUGUCGUUAUCAGUCCUCGAAAGUGCCCUUUGGGGUCAUCCGGUCGACUAUUAGGUGUCCAUCUCACCCCUCGAAUUUGUCGGUUGGUCAAAAGCUGUGUCGACACUAUCCUGUUGCUCAAAUGCCCUCUCCCUGUUCCCAGAGAUUCACUUGAAGUCUCAGCAUGUGUUGCAACUGCUUCUGACGGUGGUCUGCUCUGGAUUGCCAGUAUGUCGAUCCAUGCUGCUCCGACAACCUUCAGCGUCAUGGCUAAUACCUCCAAUGUUGUCCUUGGUGCCGUGUUCUAA
Molecule: messenger RNA, 4582 nt
Organism: Spirometra erinaceieuropaei
Lineage: Eukaryota; Metazoa; Platyhelminthes; Cestoda; Diphyllobothriidea; Diphyllobothriidae
Source: the annotation of a GenBank genome assembly